This is a messenger RNA of Hyposmocoma kahamanoa, 2296 nucleotides long. It is a transcript of the gene Rlip, whose product is annotated as ralA-binding protein 1. Gene Ontology annotation, molecular function: small GTPase binding; GTPase activator activity. The transcript has 10 exons. The record is from RefSeq and is a predicted model, not a curated record. Gene Ontology annotation, biological process: small GTPase-mediated signal transduction. Bases 56 to 2191 code for a protein of 711 amino acids. Lineage: Eukaryota; Metazoa; Arthropoda; Insecta; Lepidoptera; Cosmopterigidae.
ACCGCUACGUAAUUUUGUUGAUUUUUGUAACGAAAGUAAAUAAUCUGAAUAAAAUAUGGAUUUUGAAAGUCCUGAUGUAGAGAAAGAUUUUCCCGGUUUAUAUGCCUCAGAAACAGGACGUAAAAGUAACGAAAGCGAUUUCAGUGAUGGUGGAGACCACGAGAAACCCAGCAAGAAAGACUUACUGGGGCGACGGAAGGACAAAAAAGAAAAGAAAGACAGGGGUUAUGCUGCACUUGAGGGAGAAAGUUCUCCUGAGGAGGAUACAGACACUAAAAGUCCUUCGAAGUCAAAGAAAACAAAAUCAUUCAAAUUCCCUACAAAAAGUAAAGAAAAAAGAGAAAAGUCCCGUGACAAAGAGAAAGUACUAGAUGACGCCACAAAACAGAAAGAACUGUCAGAAAAAGAAAAGAAAAAAGAAAAGGAAAGGGAGAGGGAAAGAGAAAAAGAGAAAAAAGAAAAAGAGAAAAAGGAAAAAGAGAAACGAGAAAAACUCAAAGAAAAGGAUAAGGAGAAAGAGGAGAAGGCGAAAUUCAAAUUAGAAUCAAAAGAAAAACUAAAGGAUGAGAAAAAGGAAAAGGUUAAAGAUAAAGAUAAGGAAAAGUUAAAAGAUAAGGAUAAAGUCAAAGAAAAGGACAAAGAUAAGAAGGACAAGAAAUUGACGAAGGUGCCAUCAACCGUGACUUCUGGUAUUCCAUUUGAAGAGAUAUUCACUCUUGGAGUUGCGCUGCCCAUCUUCGGAGUACCCCUCCAACAGUCAGUCGAGAGGUCACGAUGUCAUGACGACACGGGAUUGCCGCUCGUCGUGAGGGACAGCAUCGAUUAUCUUCAGGCUCAUGGACUCAAGUCUACUCAAAUCUACCGCUCGGAAGCUGACAAGAUCAAAUUUCAACAGUUGCGUAAACUUUACACGGACCGUUUAGACACAUUCCCGUAUCACUGGGACGUACCCGUCGCCUGCGCAAUGCUCAAGAGCUUUAUUAGUGAGCUACCGGAUUCAAUACUGACACAAGAGCUACAUGGUCAAUUCGAGCAAGCGACGGCCAUCGCUGAGCCUCAGCGGGAAGCCUCCAUGCUUACACUGAUCAGCAGACUACCAAGCUGUAACUACAGUCUCCUCAGCUGGCUUAUGAGACACUUUGAAAGCGUUAUUGCCAAUGAACAGAUCAACCACGUGAAUAUCCAGACGAUAGCGACGGUGAUGGGCCCCGCGCUCAACAUGUCGCUCAAUCUGCUCACCUAUCUCAUAUCCAAAGCGGAGAAACUUUUCCCCGGCGUUACCCUCUCUAAAUAUGUGCCACCUCUCCUAUCAAUACCAUCUGAUUUCCCCGAUUCCGCGAUCGAGAUCAGUACGGAACUGCGCAAGCAGGAGAGUCUCUUGAACCAGAUUCACGCGGAGAUGCACGCUGGCUUCAUCACUACGGCACGCGACCUGCAGCUUUGGGAGGCACAAACAAUAGUCACUCAGCUUAAGAGGAAACUACGUUCUGUCCAAAAGUCUGUGGAACCGAAUGCCACAAACGCGUUGCAGACUCCGCAACUUUCAGUAGACGAGAAACCGCAAGAAUUAUCCGAAGUUGAACCAAUGCGCAGGGAUUCACAACCGAGUGAAGCAAAUAAUACCGAAAUUGCAAUUGCUAGUGUAGCAGCAGCAACCGUGACGACACCGUCUGAACCAGAACUAGAAAAAUCUCCGCCAAGCAUUAGCAACGACAUCUCAGUAGAUACAAAAGAAUCUCCUUCAUUAGAACCACCGUUCGAAGCAGAAUUUGAAGAUAAUUUUGAUUUCAAACCAGAAAAGGCAACCUCAGAAGAGCUUGAACUACCAUUAGAAGAAAAACCGAAACUAACUGAAAAAGAACUUCAAAUUCUGAGGCUAGAGCUCGAAAAUGCAGAGUACUUACAACUUAAGUCAUUGUUGCAAGCGAAGAUCAAUUCAGAACAAUUCGAAAUAGUGAAGUUGAGGAGCCAUGUUGCGUUGAAAAAUAAACAGGAAGGGAGUUCUCAAAACACGAAAGAGAAUAGAGAAAAUACACCAGAGGAACCAGAAUUAAAGCAAAGACUGAUGAAAGAGAUCGCAAUGCUGGAGCAGAAAAGACUGACAUUGAUUAAUCAGAUUUUCCAAGAACGAGUGGCCUGUGUGCAAUUGAAGAUCGAACUAGCUAUGAAGGAAAUUCUUUCUAAGUCUUAAUGGUUUCUGUUAAUAUUUGCUCUUGUUAUUUGGUUAAUCCUAUUCUUAUGACGAUGGUUUGCCAAUUAUUAUGCUACAAACGGUUCAAUUGACUGCCUCCGUGGC